This is a messenger RNA of Sciurus carolinensis (gray squirrel), 4223 nucleotides long. RefSeq names its product TRAF3 interacting protein 1 (gene Ift54). The record is from RefSeq and is a predicted model, not a curated record. Gene Ontology annotation, molecular function: microtubule binding. Gene Ontology annotation, cellular component: centrosome; axoneme; intraciliary transport particle B. The transcript is spliced from 18 exons. Gene Ontology annotation, biological process: intraciliary transport; cilium assembly; regulation of microtubule cytoskeleton organization. Lineage: Eukaryota; Metazoa; Chordata; Mammalia; Rodentia; Sciuridae. The coding region runs from base 107 to 2239 and encodes 710 amino acids.
CUGCGCGCUGCGGUGCACUGUGGGAUGGGAGCCCGGCUCAUCGCCGCGGCCGCGGGGACCCGGCGGGCGGAGGGGUGCGGGCGGGCAGCCGCGCGGCGGCGCCGCCAUGAACGCGGCGGUGGUGCGGCGGACGCAGGAGGCGCUGGGCAAGGUGAUCCGCAGGCCGCCGCUGACGGAGAAGCUGCUGAGCAAGCCCCCGUUCCGCUACCUGCACGACAUCGUCACGGAGGUGAUCAGGACGACGGGUUUCAUGAAGGGCCUCUACACUGACAUGGAGAUGAAGUCAGACAAUGUCAAGGAUAAAGAUGCAAAAAUCGGCUUCCUACAGAAGGCCAUAGAUGUGGUCACGAUGGUUUCUGGAGAGCCCUUGUUGGCAAAACCCGCCCGGAUCGUGGCCGGGCACGAACCUGAGAGAACAAACGAGCUGCUUCAGAUAAUCGCCAAGUGCUGCAUCAACAAGCUCUCCAGUGAGGACGCAGUGAAGAGGGUUCUAGCUGGAGAGAAGGUGGAUGCGAGAGGAAGGUCCUCCCGGACCUCGAGGUCUCAUGAGUCGGACAAUAAGAAUGUGAAGGAAGAAGAUUCCAGAGCUCACAAAGAUAGAGAGGAUAGAAGAGAUUCUGAAGUAAGAGAGAGAAGUACAAGUCAAGAUCAAAAACAGAAGGAAGAAGUGAAAGAGGAAAGCAAAUCAAGAGACAAGGAGCGGGACAAGGAAAAGAUGAAGGAGAAUGACCGAGACCGGCACAAGGAGGCUGAGAGGGACAAGUACCGGGAGGGCGAGAAGGAGAGGAGCAGGAACAGGGCCCGGCCAGAACGGGAGAGGGACCGCGACCGAGGCAACAAGGACCGAGAGGCGGAGCGGGAGCGGGAGAGGAGGGGCGAGGCGGGGCGAGAGAAGGAGCGGCCCAAAGACCGUGACAAGGGCAAGGACAGGGAGCGGCGGAGAGCGCGAAAUGGGGAGCACUCCAGGGACCCCGACAGGGAGAAGAGCAGAGAGCCAGACAAGCUGGAGAGGAAGUCAGCAAGCUCAGGGGAGAUGUCUAAAAAGUUGUCAGAUGGAUCCUUUAAAGACUCCAAGGCGGAAACAGAGGCUGAGAUUUCCACGGCAGCGUCCAGGUCCUUGACAUCGAAAACAUCAAAACGACGAUCCAAAAAUUCAGUGGAAGGAAGAAGGGACUCUAGAACCAGUGAACACAGUCUUUCCCCUGAGAAAGAACCUAACUCUUCCUACAAUAAAGCUAAGAAGGAGCAUGCUGGGAAACAGCUUGGAAGGAAGGAGGAUAAUAUUUCAGGUAAAAGUUUAGACCCCAUAACGUCUGGAUUAAAUGAUGAACCAGAUCAGGAAACGACAGCUUCAGAAAUAGAUGAUAACUCCACUAGUCUGUGGCGUGAGAACAUUGAGCCAGACCCAGCAGUAAAGCAGAAAGGUGACUCCAUCAGUGAUGCAGAAGGAGAAGCUGGACCUACUCAAGAUAAAUCUGAGGUGUCUGAGAAUCCCGAAGCCCCCGGCGAGCUGCCCUCCAGCGCCAGAAGAAUACCUCGGCCCGGCAGUGCAAGACCUGCGCCUCCCCGGGUCAAACGGCAAGAGAGCGCCGAGACCCUGAUGGCAGAUAGGACAGGGAGUGGUAAAACCGUCUCAAAUGUGAUUAUAGAUUCACAGAAUUCAGACAACGAAGAGGAUGACCAGUUUGUGGUGGAGGCUGCCCCUCAGAUCUCUGAAAUGUCAGAAAUUGAAAUGGUGCCAGCGAUGGAGCUGGAGAACAGUGAGAAGCAUGGUGGACUUGUGAAAAAAAUUUUGGAGACUAAGAAAGAUUAUGAGAAGUUGCAGCAGUCACCCAAACCUGGAGAGAAGGAGAAAUCCUUUGUCUUUGAGUCAUCAUGGAAGAAGGAGAAGGAUAUUGUUUCCAAGGAGAUUGAGAAGCUCCGAGUGUCCAUUCAGACCUUGUGUAAGAGUGCACUUCCUCUGGGGAAGAUUAUGGACUACAUCCAGGAAGAUGUGGACGCCAUGCAGAAUGAGCUGCAGCUGUGGCACAUGGAGAACAAGCAGCAUGCAGAGGCCUUGCAGAAGGAGCAGAGUGUCACCGACUGUGCUGUGGAGCCCCUGAAGGUCGAGCUGGCCGAGCUGGAGCAGAUGAUUAAGGACCAGCAAGACAAGAUCUGUGCCGUGAAGGCCAACAUCCUAAAGAAUGAAGAGAAAAUCCAGAAGAUGGUGUACAGUAUCAACUUGACAUCGCGAAGGUGAACGCGGAGAAUUUCAGUGACGAAAAGUCACCUUUGGUGUGAAAAUGGAAAGAAAGCUAGGAAAUCCUUGCCCCCGAGUUGCAGCUGGCUGAGAAGGUGGACUGUGCGCAGCAUCGUCUUCAGCCCGCGCAUCUGAGCCCUGAAAGGCCAGCAUGUUGAGGGUGGGCGGCCAUGUGUCCCUCCUCCCGGCUGGACCCCUUGUUGGUUAUAAAUGCUCUUCAGAACACCUUUGUGAGAGGUUUUUUUGCAAACCUGAUCUCUCUUUCUCUGUAGCUGUCUAGUCCUGUACCAGAAUUCUCAUGCAGGUAAGUGAUGUCGGCACCCAGGAAAUGUCCUUUAUUUUCGUUUUUGAGUCAGGACUUACUGCAUCGGCCCCAAAUGAAGGGUCACCUUGAACUUUCUGAUGGGCACUUUAUACAUAGACUGAGGUCUGAAAAUCAUCAAAUUAUAUUUUAAAUUUCCAGCUGAAAAGGGUGGAUCAGAGCCUGUAUCCUUAGGUACGUGUCGACGACUGGGUUAUUUUUCUUCCUCUUCGUGAUUGCAUAGACUUCUUUAUGAGGUGAUUUUAUUGGCCUUGUUAACUUCUGCUUGUGUUUCUGGCCCUUGAAGUUUACAAACGGACACGGGAGAUUUCAGUGUGGCCGUUGAGGUCCUCGUCUGAUGUGGAUUGCCACAGGGACACUUUGCUUUCCUCACGCUUCACCCUGUGCUUGCCCUGUGGUCAGCACGAGCAGACCCCACCCCAUAGGAAGAGGCCUUCUGUGGGAGGCAGUGGCGUCCUCCUUUUCCUGCGCAUAGGCCUGUGCACCGUGUACCAGAAGCAGGGGCCUCGGGAGAAGCCACAUCCAGGAGACUUAGAGGAUAUGCCAAUACCAAACGUUUUUUGAUGUUAUCACUUUUUUUGGAAAUUGUUUUUUAAACGAAAGUUACGAAUUUUUUUAAACCUGGUUUGUGUUUUGUUGUCCACUUAAUGCAAUGUUGCGUGUGCUUCCCGAGUCUUCAGUUACUGCGCAGAGGGUCGUGUGUGGAGUUGUACUGGGCGGUCCUGAGGGCUGGCUCCUGGCCCUCCUCCCUCAGGUGUCUUGUUAGUGUGUGAACGGGUCUGCGUCCGCAAGAGCGUUGCCAAGGAGGUCAGCCCGGGCGGCACAGCUUGUUCCAGUUGUGGCACAAGCCCUCUGAGGUGGCCGUGUGGCUCCCGUGCUGUGUGCCAGGAGCAGCGUGUGGAGACCUACAGCCACCUCCUGUGGGCGUCCUGCAGCCCCUUUGACCUCGUUGACCUUGUUGGUGAAGAGUCCUCCAUGAAUUUACAGUCUCUUUCCUACUGAUUGAGUGGCUCAGUCGUGACCCUGAGUGGUUCCUGUUCUGCUUCAGGUGAAGCCACAGGCCUCUCGUGACUUUGUACACACGAGGAGGAUUUGUGUGUUGCAGAAAUUGCAUAAUUGUAUGUGAACAAACUUUUGUAUGAAGUAGUCUAUCAAAUUGUAUCAUAAAGUUUAUUUUUCUUUUAUAUGUGAAUCAUAAAAAUGAUCACCUAUUUUUUCUAUAAGUGUAUGAAUUGUACAAUUCAGUUCACCCAUGGAAAAAACCAUCAGCAUUUGAAUUUUUAGUUUUCCAAGGUGUGUAGGAAAAUAUAUCUUUUACUUCCUGUUGUAACACCCUUUUCUAAAUUAACUGAAGUUUUAUAAGACAGUGAAGUAUUUACCAGAAAUUUUAAUAUCACUCAUAAAGUUUGUGAGGGUCUCUGCAUGUGGCUGUUACUGUAUCUUAUGAUCUACAAAUUAAAUCCUAAUCUUAUUUAACAUUUUGAGGGACUGUACCAAUGGAAUUCUUAAGUAUUUUCCUCUACUAUGGCUUAUAAGUGCUGGAGUUACUCUUUGGGAGUUUGAUUUUACAAAUUCAGUGAUACAAAUUUAUGUUCAAAGGAGAUGUGUAAAUCUUUUUUUGGAAAAAAUAGUUCAAGACUAAAAUCUAAAAUUUGAACUUUC